Messenger RNA from Maylandia zebra (zebra mbuna), 4300 nucleotides. It is a transcript of the gene ppfibp1b, whose product is annotated as PPFIA binding protein 1b. Gene Ontology annotation, biological process: neuromuscular junction development. Gene Ontology annotation, cellular component: presynaptic active zone. Gene Ontology annotation, molecular function: protein binding. NCBI's taxonomy places the organism in Eukaryota, Metazoa, Chordata, Actinopteri, Cichliformes, Cichlidae. The record is from RefSeq and is a predicted model, not a curated record.
CCUGUAGCAGGGGUGGGAUUUUUCAGCCAUGACAUGCAAAGUUUUUCAGCGACCCUGUCACUUCGACAUCAUGGCGUAGCGAUGUGCACGGACGGCAGGGUCGUACUGGUGGGCACGGAGAAGUUCAGAACACAACUUUUGUGGAUUUUUCUCAGAAAAAACGAGAAGACGAAACUACGGAAGCGCUGAAAUUCUUCGAGAAGAGUUUGGGUUUGUCAGUGACUGAAGAUGAUGUCUGAUGCCAGCGACAUGUUGGCUGCUGCUCUUGAGCAGAUGGAUGGAAUUAUAGCAGGUUCCAAAGCUAUAGACUACUCCAAUGGUUUGUUUGACUGCCAGUCGCCUACGUCACCUUUUAUGGGUAGUUUGCGAGCGCUUCACCUUUUGGAAGACCUAAGAAGUGUCCUAGAGUUGAUGGACUCGGAGGAAAGGGAGAGUCUACGAUGCCAGAUCCCCGACUCCACAGCUGACAGCCUUGUUGAGUGGCUCCACGGUCACAUGUCUAACGGACACAUUUCAUUGGGUGGAGGUGACCAUUACCAGGAGAGGCUUUCACGACUAGAGAGUGAUAAGGAGUCUCUUGUGCUUCAGGUGAGUGUACUGACAGACCAGGUUGAGGCUCAGGGGGAGAAGAUUCGUGAUCUGGACUUGUGUUUGGAUGAGCACAGGGAGAAGCUCAACGCCACAGAGGAGAUGCUGCAACAGGAGCUUCUGUGUAGAACUGCUCUGGAGACUCAGAAGCUUGAGCUUAUGUCUGAAGUGUCCAACCUUAAGCUGAAACUCAACAGUAUGAAAAACGAGAGGCUUGACUUUGAUGACGGAUUUAGGGACAGUGAGGAUUUGAUUCUUGAAAUUAAUGAGCUGCGGUACAGACUGACUGAACUGGAGACUGAAAAACUACAGUAUGAAAAGAAACUUAAAUCCACUAAGGAGGAGCUAGCCAUACUGAGGCGGCAGCUGGAGGGCAAAGACGGAGAGAUGAGGAGACUGCAGGACGAGACGGGCUUCAAGGCCAUCGGCUUGAACGGUGCAGAGCCCACAGACAGAGUCUCUCAUCCAGAUGAAACUCUUAGAAAGAGGCUGAAAGAAAAACAUGUGGAAGUCCAGAGGAUGAAGAAGGCAGUGGAGUCUUUGAUGGCAGCAAAUGAAGAAAAGGAUCGUAAAAUUGAAGAACUGAAACAGUCACUGCUGCGGUACAAGAAAGUUCAAGACAUGGUGAUGUCCGUGCAGGGAAAGAAAGAAACAAAGACAAACGAUAAUGAGCACAUUGAGAGUUCUGGUGAUGGAUGCACCACAGUCCCAGCUAGCUCUCCGUCUGUGGAGUCAGAAAAACAAGAAGGCACAGAUGCUGAACAACUGAGAGGGAAAAGCCCAGAUGAGGUUUGUGGAGAGGGAGAGGAGAUGCUGCAAAGGGCCACGGGUCGGUCUCAAACUUGGUCGAUGGAAAGCCCCAGUAGACUAAGUGAAGAGCCCUCGCCUUCACCCAGCCCGUCUGAUCCAGAGAGAGUGUCAGAAUCUGAACCGGCAGAUGCAGAAAGCAGUCAAGAGAACACAAAGACUGUGACUCAGGAUCACCUGGAUGGGAGCAAAACUGAGCAGAAGACAAGUGAGGAGAUCGGUAGCAUCAGUGAAAAGCCACCCAUAAAUCCUUCAGCCACCUUACCUGCCACCGUAGAGGACGAUCCCUUUGGCUCGAGAAAGGCUCGGUCGUCUUUUGGAAAAGGUUUCUUCAAGAUCCGCGGAGGCAAGAAGACGACCAGUAGUCCAAGCCUUGACCGCAGCAGGAGUGCGAGUGCGCCUAUGCUAGCUGAAACAGAACGACAGGGUACGGACCAUCUCGAUCUGGCAGGGCUGCCACAGAGGUCGAAUAACAGUGACAGCACACACACGCUCCCCACUACUCCAGAAAGCAGAAAAAAAUCCAAAGGAAUAAAAAAGCUCUUUGGGAAGUUAAAAAGGAGCCAGUCUACCACAUUUAACUUGGAUGACAAUCUACCAGAGGGUGAGUUCAAGCGAGGAGGAGUGCGUGCCACAGCAGGACCCAGACUGGGUUGGUCUCGUGAUCUUCAAAGGGUCAACAAUGACGUAGACGCUCCCUUUGCACGCUGGCCGAAGGAUCAGGUGUGCGACUGGCUGCAGGAGCAGGGUCUUGGUCUUUAUGUAAACAUGGCUCGCGCGUGGAUCUCCUCUGGACAGACGCUGCUACAGGCCUCGCAGCUGGACCUGGAGAGGGAGCUGGGCAUCAAACACCCGCUGCACAGAAAGAAGCUCCAGCUGGCUCUUCAGGCCCUCGGCUCAGAGGAGGAGGACAAUAAGGGAAAGCUGGACUACAACUGGGUGACAAGAUGGCUGGAUGACAUCGGCCUGCCUCAGUAUAAGACCCAGUUUGAUGAGGGAAGAGUGGACGGUCGCAUGCUGCACUACAUGACUGUGGAUGACCUGCUUUCCCUGAAGGUGGGCAGCGUUCUGCAUCACCUCAGCAUCAAGAGAGCUAUUCAAGUCCUCCGACUCAACAACUAUGAGCCUAACUGCCUCCGUCGCCGGCCGUCAGACGAGAACAACAUUUCACCGGCAGAGAUUUCCCAGUGGACCAACCACAGGGUGAUGGAGUGGCUGAGGUCUGUGGAUCUCGCUGAAUAUGCUCCCAACCUGAGAGGCAGCGGCGUCCAUGGGGGCCUGAUGGUUCUGGAGCCACGGUUCAAUGUGGAGACGAUGGCUUUGCUGCUGAACAUCCCCCCCAACAAGACUCUGCUGCGGCGCCACCUUGCCACACAUUUCAACCUGCUCAUUGGUUCAGAGGCCCAGCAGCUCAAACAGGAGUGUCUCGAAAACCCAGACUACACUUUGCUUACUGCAACCACUAAGGUCAAGCCAAAGAAACUAUCAUUCGGUAAUUUUGGCAGUCUGAGGAAGAAAAAGCAGGAAGAGAACGAGGAGUAUGUGUGUCCGAUGGACGUGGAGAUGCCAAAGGGUCGGAGCUUCCAAAAAGGCUUCGAGCUCCAAAUCUAUGAAGAUGACCUCGACCGGCUAGAACAGAUGGAGGACUCUGAGGGAACCGUGAGACAGAUUGGUGCUUUCUCUGAGGGCAUUCAGAAUCUGACGAGCAUGCUGAAAGACGACGAACUCUUCAAAGAGAUCUCCAAUUCUCCGAACCCCAGCGUAACCGACGACGACUCCAACGCAUGAGGCUGUCAGCAUCAGACCUGAUCCUGCUGUGAAUGAAACUCUGUGCCAACCCUCUCCACUUGCACACACACGUCUCAACAAAAAAACAAGAAUGCUCCCACAUUUUCCUCAUUUUUAGUGUUACAUUCAAAGAAGAGCCAAAAGUAUUAGCGUCGUGUCUUUCUAGUUGAUUUUUAAAUGUUGAAGCCUUCGGUCCAGAGGCCACUUUCACUCCUGAACUUAGUCUUCAUUACUCCCGACUGAUGUCAGAGGGAACAUGUAGGAUAACACCACUGUUUGCCUGCCAGCUGGUUUCUGGAGAUAUUAUUUCUGUGUUCUAUUCGGGUACCUUCCUGUUUUAACUGAAGUGAAAACCAGCAAAAAAUAAAAAACAUCUAGAAAAUGCCUAUAUAGAUUUAAUAUAUGACUUUUAAAUUGCCUUUUGACUGUGGCAAUGCUAGAAGAAAGAGUUGGACUAGAAGUGAUGUGUUGAGACUGUUUCCAUUUUGAAGUUAUAAAGAAAAAAACCCUCAAACAGCUGCUAUGUUUUCUACACAACUGAACCCUGCUAAAGAAAUGAGAACAGUCUUUAAAUAUUAUUCUGUCACUUAUACAUUUACAAAUGUGCAUAUACAGUAUAAAGCAAGAAUCUCGCUGCAUGUUUUGAAACUGCAACACAGUCAUAUAAGAACUCAUCAUUGUUUUUACCAAAAAAGGAUUUUUAAUGGAAACCUGCAGUUAUUUCUGGGGAAAUGUUGUGCUGCAAGGAAACGUCUGGUUUUCUCAAAGCGAUAAUGCCCUCUGCAGCUCUCCACCUUCCCUGAAAAGAUGUCCUUUUUGUACACUUAUGCAAUUAAUAAAUCAAUAAAGUAAUUUAAAUAUGUUUGUUUUCUUUGAAGAAAUUAAAUCCACACCUGUCACAAUGUCAGAUUUUUUUCAAGCGUCGGGGACGCAAGAACUCUCUAAUGUUGGUCGAUAAUGUUGACCGAUAAUUGGAGAUGACAAAAUGUGCUCUACACAACUCAGAAUCAGAAAGGGUUUUAUUGCCAAAUGUUGAGCAGGUUUACAACAUUAGGAAAUUGCUGCUCUGUAAUCAGGAUUUCUGUGUUUUGUUCAACAAUUAAAUCCUCCACAAAGA